Molecule: messenger RNA, 1152 nt
Organism: Acaulospora morrowiae
Lineage: Eukaryota; Fungi; Glomeromycota; Glomeromycetes; Diversisporales; Acaulosporaceae
Source: the annotation of a GenBank genome assembly
AUGAAUGGCAGCAGACGGCCGAUCGCGGGGUGGAAGUUGGUCUUAGCUUGGAAGGAAUCCGUGGCUACCGUAGUGUGGUGUGUUUCGCCUCACAAGCCGAUAAACAAACGCGAGAGGCAACGCGAAAUCCAAGCAAUUGACCCUCAGCCUCGUGCAAUCCAUUCAAUAGUUCACAGAAUUAUCACGAGUUUAUUCCUUAUCUCCUUAGAAUUCACAAUUUAUCUUAUUCCGAUUUCAUUCCUCUGUCUUUUUCCAAACAUAUUGAUUACCAUUUUUGGUUUCGUACCUAACUACUUUAUUUGCGUAGUAACGACUAAACGAUUUUGCAACAACGUAAAACACCUCUUAAUUGCCUUCUCGCCCGUGAUCAUCCUGUCAUAUUUCACUGCCGGAAUAUUGACUUUCAUCGGCUACAGUCUAUUCCUUACACUCGUCCUUCCGUUGAUGACUCAUUUCUCAAGGCAAGAAUAUCCUUACCAUUUUAUCUCUCCGUUAGUAUCACUCAUUUAUUUACCUUACCAAUGUUGUCCCUACCUUAACCUCGAGGAGUCGAAAACCGAGAUUUUCAAUGAUCUUCCGCUAUUCAGACCGUUCAUCGAUACCUUUGAAUUUCAUCAAAUGGUUGUAACCUUCCAUUUUCACAAACUUUCUCAAAUAAUAGAAGAUGAAAAAAAUUUCAAAGGAAAUAGGAUCUCUUUCAACUAUUGGAAAUUGGCCUAUCCAUUCUUAGUAUUUCCGCUAUGCUUCAUUCUUCUUUUUCUGCCCAGCGUCUUAUUUAGCUUGUUUUUGCUUUUCCCUGUAACCAUCUCAUACUUCAUUAACGCAUACUCCAAUAGUGCUAGGAGUUCACAUGACAACUUUGAUGUCGUCUUCAAUGUCUUAUCAUUCCCCGUGUAUUUUCCUAGUUUGUUGACCUUUUCUUUGGCACGUUCAUUUCUGAUUCUGUUUUACUUCUUGGGGGUGAUUCUUGUCUGUUCCGCUCUCAUCGUUAUCAUAGCCACACGUCACUCGCUACGUGAUGCGUAUCAGGCGGGCUUGAAAAUUCUGAUGUUGAUUCCAGACGAUGUUUACGAAAACGCGGGAGAUCUGUUCGGCUUUUUUGGUUGGUGUCGUGAAUUGUGUGAUGAAUUGAGAACAAAUAAAGAUGUUUGA